AUGCAACGUUUAUACUUACCCUCGAACAACAAAACUGCACUAUGGGCUAGCACCUCCUUGAUUGCUGGAAAAGGAGAUCAGGCUGCUGCUGCAAAGUUCAGAAAAUUGAUGGGUAUCCAUGAGGAUACAGAACAGUCGCAGACCGUCAAUCCUCCUGAACGUGAAACCCAAAUUCAGGCAGAGGCUCAAGCGGAACUUUUCCGUCGGUUGGAACACGAGUACGAGGUAUCACGUGCUCUAACACAUACUCAGCGUGGAAUCGGUUUGGGCUUCGCGUCUGCCAACCACGUCGAUUACACUGCGUACGCAGCAAUGCAAACUAUAUUGUUUCUCUCCGAUUACAUCUGCGUUGUCUUCAUGUCUGGAGCAGAGAAAUCUGUGACUGAACCAACGGUUAAACAGAACUUCGAAUGGUCUGACAAGUCGAAUGAAAUUUCCAGCCGGGUUCCAGCUGUCGCGUUCAUUGUGAGCGCCUUCGGAUUAUCUGCCCUGGCUGGAUUUGCCGUUUCUUUAUACAGUGCACGCAAAAUUGAGCCAUCAGCAUUUGCGAAGGGAUUGCAAGUUCCCGUAUCCGGUACGAUCAAGCAUGAGUCAGGGAUCCGUUUCGCGGUUCGUGCACUGGGCUGUGGCACAGUUUUAGCUGUCACUGGAGUUGGUGGUCUUGCCUACAUUGUUUGGAAAAUUGCUGGUGUGCACAGCAUGUUUGAACUUAACAACCGCUUCCGGACCUCAUUCCCUGAAUCUUGGAGGGUGAAGGCGACCGAUUCAGAGACCAGCUUCCAAACUUUUGAGGAGUUACUACAGUAUAUUACGGGCAAAGAUCAAAAAUGA
This is a messenger RNA of Echinostoma caproni, 831 nucleotides long. Lineage: Eukaryota; Metazoa; Platyhelminthes; Trematoda; Plagiorchiida; Echinostomatidae. The record is from the annotation of a GenBank genome assembly.